AUGUGAUAUUACUGUGGACAAGUGGUGGAGCGUUUCUUCUAUUAUUCAUCGCAUAUUCUUUACUGCGACUUGCCAUACUCAUAAUACCAUGAAGCCACGUCGACAGGAUGGUAAUGUCAACGGUCGCGGCAUAAGGCGCGGUAGCGAGGCGGCUAUUAUUAAGCCGGAGAACUUUUACUUCCGUGAGCUCGAUGAUGACUCUUCAUCUUUUGGCUUGCGAUGCAUAGACUUUAUUUCUGCAUCUACACCUUCUAAGCGCCCGAACAUUUUUAUUUCCGCUGAUGUUCUAAACCGUUUGGAUAUGUUUUCUAUGGUUGCAUCUCCUGUAUUCCAUAUACCGCCGAAUUCUUUAGAUUGCAAAGCGGAAGAAGCAACUGUACAGGAUGUGUCGUCUUCAGUGGCUGAGCCGGAAGAAAAGUCGUGUGAUGUGGAUAAGCCACCUCUGGUUCCCGUUGAUCCUCCUGCAUCACCAAGUAAAGUCAAGGAUUGCAGUAAGGAUGUUUCUACUCCUAGUAAUGAUUCUUCUAGAAGAAUUCGUUUACGUACUCCCACAUCUGUUUCACCUGCUUCUUCUUCAUUUAGUAAGAAAUCAACUCCUAUUCGUAUGUCUCUUUCGUUUCAUCUCAAGGGCCUUUUUGAAAGCGCAAUUACCUCAUCAACACUUUCUUAUAUUAGCGGUGAUGACUUGAACUUAGACGAUCAUUCUUUAGAUGGUCAUUAUAAUGAAGUCAUUUCUAAUACUGUGGAUGGAAAUGAGGAUGAUGUUUGUGACCGUAUUAUUGGAAAAGAACGAAAUAAGGUCACAGAUUCAGGGCCAAAGCUUGAAAUUAAGCCAUCAGAAUCCGAUGCAUGUGCCCCUGAUGUUGUAACAUCACCCGUGGUAACUGAUUCACCCAAAAGACCCGUUGGCAAUCAAUCCGAAUGCCAUAAAAAUGAAUCAGUAAUAGAAGAAACACUCGAUACGGGGCUGAAAAAUGAAGAUGCAAGUGGGAAUAUUGGAUUAUGUUCUGAAAAAGUCGUUGAUAAUCCAGAUAUAGUUGACCAUAUGGAGAAGCCGGGAUCUCUCCUUCCGCCGUUGUCCACUCGUAUUGGGAUGGAGGUUUCGGUGUUUAUGAACAAAGACUCUGCACCACCGUCGUUAAAAUUAAACGAAGAUGCGGUUAAACCUUCCAGUAUCCCUGUUAAGUUUGAACAUAAAACUACCAACCCUGCUCCACAAAUUCUAUCUAAAACUCAACUGAUGGCCGUUCAAUCGAUGUAUCGUAAGAAAAGGCCACUAUCGAACAUUGCGAGCAUUUUACCUUUGGGAACAGACAGUAUCUACAAGAAAACCUUAGAUAUUUCCAAGGCUCCACUAAACAUGAAACCCACAGCGGUAAAGGGUACCAAGGACACUACACCUAAGAGGAAAACGGUAACAUCUCUUGAUACUUCCAAGGAUGCUGAUGGACAAUGCAAGGAAGCAUCGGUUUCUACUGUGAAAGAGGUUGACAAAUUAGCCACAAAACGUGCGGACUCCUCGGGUAUACGCAACUUCAACAAGGAACCUAUUCCUCGUUUAAGUGAAAGACGUAGUUCUUUCAACGCUGAUAGAGGUAUAAAACCCAUUAAUACCGUUAUAUACAUGCUCCAAAACGGCUGUAAUGAUGAAUCUGAAGGCAAACGUCGGCAUUCUACGGGUAAUAUGUCUACUUCUCGAUCAAGUAGUUCGCAAUCUCGUGAUACUUCCGUGGUCUCUUAUCGAGACAGGAUUAAUCAAGACUAUGAUCUAUCUAAUGGUCCACAACCAUCUGGCGAGCCUUUGUUGCCACAUGCUCUUACUAACGGGCAUCUGUCAGACAGCCGUAAUGAUCGUGGACCUGCUCGACAGAGCUGUAAGGCUGGCACUGGUUUCAUAGAGGAAUUUAUGCGUUCGGACAGCAGCAAUUAUAAGGAUCGCCAAUGCAAUCGUACGGGUCGUUUCGAGUGGCGUUCUAAUGGCAAUUGGAGAUCUUCAAGUGUUAGUGGUUACCAACGUAGCAUGGACCACCUGUAUAUGCCUUGGCGCAAUGAAUAUGUGUUUGGUCUAUCUUCACGAGGUCAUAACAGUGACAAUUACCGUCCAUACCGCGACACGCUUCGUCCCAUUAUGGAAUGCCAUUACCAGGGCUUAUACAAACCGGAGAUGUAUCGGCGUGACGAUGGUCAAUACGGUCAUCGUCAAUGUGGAGGACGCUAAGCCGUGUUAUGGAAAUCGGUCACA
Babesia bovis T2Bo is the source of this 2242-nucleotide messenger RNA. RefSeq lists its product as uncharacterized. Bases 89 to 2218 code for a protein of 709 amino acids. The transcript has 3 exons. The record is from RefSeq and is a predicted model, not a curated record. NCBI's taxonomy places the organism in Eukaryota, Apicomplexa, Aconoidasida, Piroplasmida, Babesiidae.